This is a messenger RNA of Calidris pugnax (ruff), 737 nucleotides long. RefSeq names its product phosphatidylethanolamine binding protein 1 (gene PEBP1). The record is from RefSeq and is a predicted model, not a curated record. Lineage: Eukaryota; Metazoa; Chordata; Aves; Charadriiformes; Scolopacidae. Gene Ontology annotation, biological process: negative regulation of MAPK cascade. The transcript is spliced from 4 exons. Bases 52 to 615 code for a protein of 187 amino acids.
AUUGGGCGGCGCGGGCCCAGUGGUUGCAGCGCAGCAGCAGCAGGCGCAGCCAUGCCGGUGGACCUGGGGCUGUGGAGCGGGCCGCUGAGCCUCACCGAGGUGGAGCAGAAGCCGGCGCACCCGCUGCGGGUCAAGUAUGGUUCCGUGGAGAUAGACGAGCUGGGCAAGGUGCUCACACCCACCCAGGUCCAGAACCGCCCCACCAGCAUCGAGUGGGAUGGCUGUGAUCCUCAGAAGCUUUACACCCUGGUUCUCACAGACCCAGAUGCUCCCAGUAGGAAGGACCCAAAGUUCAGGGAAUGGCAUCAUUUCCUGGUGACCAACAUGAAAGGCAACGACGUGGGGAGCGGGACCGUGCUGUCAGAUUACGUCGGCUCCGGCCCUCCCAAAGGAACAGGGCUACACCGCUACGUGUGGUUGGUGUACGAGCAGCCCAAAGAGCUUUCCUGCAACGAGCCCAUCCUCUCCAACCGCUCGGGUGACAAACGAGGGAAGUUCAAGGUGGCUUCUUUCCGUACCAAGUACCAGCUGGGGGUGCCGGUGGCGGGUACUUGUUACCAGGCCGAGUGGGAUGACUACGUGCCCAAACUCUACGAGCAGCUCUCGGGCAAGUAGGGCCUGGAAGCAACGCUGUGCAUCCCCCCCCCCAGCACACAUCCCUCUUGUUUUGUUUAAUUAAUGAGUUGAACCCUACUGCUCCUGCACCUGCUGAUGGAGCUGUGUCCCUCUUGAGUCCC